Guillardia theta CCMP2712 is the source of this 477-nucleotide messenger RNA. RefSeq lists its product as hypothetical. Bases 1 to 477 code for a protein of 158 amino acids. Gene Ontology annotation, biological process: proteolysis. Gene Ontology annotation, molecular function: aspartic-type endopeptidase activity. NCBI's taxonomy places the organism in Eukaryota, Cryptophyceae, Pyrenomonadales, Geminigeraceae. The transcript has a single exon. The record is from RefSeq and is a predicted model, not a curated record.
AUGAAUACGCUGACAGUUCAGACCGCCUCGACGCUGACUCAGGCGGCAGACAUCGACUCCAACCUGCUCUACCUGCCCAUUCAAAUUGAGUCGGACCGAGCAGAGGAACCCAGAGAAAUCCUGGCGCUACUGGACACGGGGGCGCAGGCAUCCAUUCUCUCGCGUGCGAUUGUAGACGAACUCCGGUUAUCUACGCACAAGAUCGCCACCCCGGUGAAGGUACAGUCCGCCAAAGACGACAGAUCGGUUAUAAUUCGGGACGCAUGUCACCUUGACUUCCGGAUCACAGGCACUGACGUCAGGGCUCAGGAGGAGUUCCUCAUCCUUGAUGCACACGCGGCGUUAAAGAUGCAGAUCGACUUCUAUGAACGACGGAUUUCCAUUCCCUCCUCGACCCACCCCGGACGUCGACAGCAGUUUCCUGUCGCUAUGAUGUUCCCGCGUGGUCUGUCACAGUGCCGACACGCUAUGCCAUGA